Molecule: messenger RNA, 345 nt
Organism: Numida meleagris (helmeted guineafowl)
Lineage: Eukaryota; Metazoa; Chordata; Aves; Galliformes; Numididae
Product: platelet glycoprotein VI-like
Exons: 3
Source: RefSeq, a predicted model, not a curated record
AUGGCACUGGCCCUCAUCCUGGGUUGGUGUCUGGUGGCAGCAAGCAGGGCACAGCACCUGCCCCAACCCUCCCUGUCACUGCACCCCAGCCAGGGGGUGUCCCUGGGGGACACUGUCACCCUGCGCUGCCACCUGCCCAAGACGGCUGCCUGGGUCCAGCUCUGGUUUAAUGGAACUUUGAGAUCUGACAAGGAAAAAGAUGAGGAGCACGAUUCAGUUGAGUUCUCCUUGGUUGUCACAAACCUGGAAGAUGCGGGGACAUAUCAGUGUCGCUACCAGGUGUCAGAGCCACUGUGGACAUCAGACGAGAGUGACCCCGUGGAGCUGGUGGUGACAGGUGAGGGC